UCUGUAGAUGUAGUGUGUGCAAUAUGUGUGACUAACUGUAAUGAGGAUCUCAUAAGCAGUAGUAAAACCCUGUUGUGUAUGUUUAACAUUGUCGUGAGCUGAUAUAACAAUUCACUUAGAUUUGAGAUAGUUUUAUUUCUAAGCAGGCACGGUAUAUUGAUGCAUGUGUGCUGGGGAAUUUUGUCUUUUCCGACUGCAUUGAAAGGCAGCACACAGAUCCAAUCAGGAAGUUUCAUUUUGGACAAAUCGAAAUCGAAACUAAUAAGAAAACUAGCUGCGGUACAGGUACUGCACUAGCGUCGAACUAGGUGUAAAGAGCUUUUGUUUUUGGCAGAACACCGGUGUAAUUCGAAUUGACAAGGCCAAUUUUAAUUCAAGUUAGUUUUGUGACUUGUGAUGGAUACUGAAAAUUACGUUGCCAAAUUAAACGAGUACGUUCAAAGAGCACGUUCGGAGCUGAACUAUGAGGACAUCAGAACCGAUGGCCCGGAUCACAUUAAAACAUUUAGCAUCAGGGUUGUUCUAAAUGGUGUGGCAUAUCCAGAAGGUGUGGGGAAUAAUAAGAAGGAAGCCAAACAGAAAGCUGCUAAACAUGCUUUAGAACACAUCAUGAAAAAGAACGAGCAAGCGUCAGAAGCGUCCCUUGCGCCAGUUAGUUCAACAGCAAAAAAUUACGUAUCCUGGCUCUAUGAGUAUGGAGCGAAAAUCAAGAUGCCAGUCAAAUUUCAUGAAUCCACAAAACCUGGCUCGUACAAGCCGUUUCAAUGUAGAUUUUCGAUUGGGGAGAUUGAGUAUCCAGUUGCUAAUGGGACAUCAAAGAAGGAAGCCAAGGAAGAAGCUGCUAGGCUUGCAUAUCAUGAUAUAUAUGAGGCAUCACAGGUCUUAGAGUCCUUCACACGUCCCAAAAGUGCCAGCAUGGACUUCCCUCCAAACUUGGAAUCCUCUGGUGAAAAAAACAUGAUGAUGACCCCUCAAAGUAUUUCAGUAGAGUUUGUGAAGUCUUCUCCCAAGGUUCAGCGUAAAAGUACAGGCAAGAAGGUCAUAAGAAAAAUUGCAGCAAACUUUGGACCACAGGACGUAAACAGUAUAGAUUUCAAAGACAGUGAACCCAAUUCAAGGUUUGAAAAGGACUUUGACUGUAUAGAAUACAUAAAAAAAGGAGCCUUUGGCAUGGUUUUUAAGGCAAAACACAAGCUUGAGGAAAAAAACUAUGCUGUGAAGGUUGUCCAAUAUAAAGAAAAAUCUUUACGAGAGAUAUUGGCGUUAUCAGAAUUUCAUCACAAAAACAUCGUAAGAUACCACACAUGUUGGACUGAGGACGGUGCUUACAAAUCUGACAGUCCAUUACCCCAAUCUGCCACAAAUCCAUCUGGACAAUACCUAUACAUUCAGAUGGAGUUGUGUGACACCACGACCCUCCGAGAUUGGAUUGAUGAUAUGAACACUCAGAAUGUGGAGCCUUCACAAAGACGGGAAAGCUGUUUUGAUAUUGUACAGCAGAUAGUCGAAGGAGUCGAAUAUAUUCACGCCAAAACAUUAAUCCACAGAGAUUUGAAGCCUGCCAAUAUCCUGUUUGGGCUGGAUAAUACAGUAAAGAUUGGGGACUUCGGCCUUGUUACCUAUGAUAAUGAUGGGAUGGACAGAAGCUUGCACACAGGAACCCCAAAUUACAUGGCGCCUGAGCAGAAAGACAAGAUUGCUUAUGACCGAAAAGUGGACAUAUUUGCUCUUGGUUUGAUUUAUUUUGAGCUCUUAUGGUCCAUGAUUACAUACAGUGAAAAGGCAAAGAUUUGGAUUGAUAUCGGAAACCAGAAACUUCCUGCCGAGUUUUCAAGCCUUUUCCCCAUGGAGCAAAAAAUCAUUAAGUCAAUGCUUUCCUGGAAGCCAGAAGACCGGCCUGAAGCAAGUCAACUCAAGACCGACCUUGGAGAGUUUGCUAAUGAACUUCAAUUUGCCAAACAUAGAAAGACAGUCUAAUUAACACCUUGGCUGCCAUUGACAGUGAUUGAAGAACUAGAUCUGUUCUUCAAAUGAGCUGCUUUUACAUUGACCGCACAGUAACUAUUCCCCAAACUAGGGGAACAGAUCAACAAUCUUCUUGCUUCAGUGGUAUUUCCCAAAUUGACUUGUUGGCUGGCAUUGACAGCAAUAGCCGUCCAUUCUAUUUUAAAUGUGUGUCAUAAUGUAAUCUGACUGAGCGUUUAGCUGAAAGUUGGUCAUUUGAAUGAAAAUUGUGUUAAAAAGGAAAAAACCAAGCUAAUGAUUGUAAAAUAGCUUACUGCAAAGUCUAUUGCUGAAGUGUGCCCUUUUAAAUGAUUACCUGAGAUCCAUAAUGGGAUUUUUUUUUAAGGCAAUCGUUGGUAACAUCAUGAAGAAGCAGUUUGAUGGCAGUCUUGUUUUCCCAAGUGGUCAGGUGUGCAGCAACAAAUUGUCAAUAAUGUGCCAUUUUCCCCAUGACCCUCAAAAAGGAAUAAGCGAGGCAGAAAUGGAUGAAUCAUCCAGUCAAAAAAAAUCCAAAAACAAAGAAAGAAAAAUAAGACUACGAAAAUAGUCAUAUUAUCGCAAGAUUAAAGUCAUACAUUGUAAUAUUACGAGAGAAAAGUCGUAAUAUUACAAGAAAAAGUCAUACAUUGUAAUUUUACAAGAUUAAAAUAGUAAUAUAACGAUAUUAGAGUCGUUUUGUUGCUUAUUUUUAAAUUACUCUGUGUGGAAAUUGUUUGGUUCCACAGGCUCGACUUUUAGGGACAAGGUCUGUGUGAACACAAAACUGCUUUUGGCGUAAUAUAAUCAGAUUAAGGUAAUAUUGGGAGAAAAGGGUCUUAAAAUUACGAGAUCAAAGUCGUUAUGUACUUAUUUUUACCUUACGUGAACUUGUUGGGUGUCAGCGAUGUAACAUGAACACAAAACUGCUUUUCUCUUGCUGUUUUUCUGAUGAGUUAUAUUAAAGAUUAAGAUGUUGAUAUACCUUUUCUGUGUUUAUUUCAAGGGCGUAUGUUUGGUCUCAACAUUGGUAGGGAUGAUAUAACAGCUUAAUCUGCCUCUACACUUUUUGCU
Messenger RNA from Corythoichthys intestinalis (scribbled pipefish), 3054 nucleotides. It is a transcript of the gene eif2ak2, whose product is annotated as eukaryotic translation initiation factor 2-alpha kinase 2. NCBI's taxonomy places the organism in Eukaryota, Metazoa, Chordata, Actinopteri, Syngnathiformes, Syngnathidae. The transcript is spliced from 16 exons. The record is from RefSeq and is a predicted model, not a curated record. The coding region runs from base 397 to 1977 and encodes 526 amino acids. Gene Ontology annotation, molecular function: eukaryotic translation initiation factor 2alpha kinase activity; ATP binding; double-stranded RNA binding. Gene Ontology annotation, biological process: protein phosphorylation. Gene Ontology annotation, cellular component: nucleus; cytoplasm.